CGACAGCAGCUGGAGGGCAGAGGAGGCGGGUUCGUGUUUUCCGGGCCGAACCGGGCUACGAGGGGCGCGGGGCCUGGGCCAAGGCGGUGGCGGAAGGCCCGCCGUGACAGCAUGGGUGAAGGGGAGCGGGGCGGGCGAGCCGUGGGCUGCUUUGGGCGGGGUAGGUUCGCGGGGCUGGCGGGCCGGAGCCCCAGGUCCAGGUCGGGGAUCUGACCCAUGGUUGGUGUUCCCCGAACCCGCAGCGCGGCCCGUCCUGUCCCCGCCAUGAGGCCGCAGCAGGCGCCGGUGUCCGGGAAGGUGUUCAUUCAGCGAGACUACAGCAGUGGCACCCGCUGCCAGUUCCAGACCAAGUUCCCCGCGGAGCUGGAGAACCGGAUUGAUAGGCAGCAAUUUGAAGAAACAGUUCGAACUCUAAAUAACCUUUAUGCAGAAGCUGAGAAGCUUGGGGGCCAAUCCUAUCUUGAAGGCUGUUUGGCUUGUUUAACAGCAUAUACCAUUUUCUUAUGCAUGGAAACUCAUUAUGAGAAGGUUCUGAAGAAAGUCUCCAAAUACAUUCAAGAGCAGAAUGAGAAGAUAUAUGCUCCUCAAGGCCUCCUCCUGACAGAUCCUAUUGAGAGAGGACUUCGAGUUUUUAGAUUGAAAUUACCAUUUAUGAAGACAGAGGCAUAAGCAGUGGAAGAUAAACCAUAAAAUUAAAGAUCCCACCUCCAGCUGGGACCCUCAUCUAUCCACUGGCCGAUCGCAGAGUGUCCCUACCUCCUCUCCAGAGCAUCAUUCCUUUGUAUCUGCUGCCAGAGCCACGGUGCCAUUUACUCCAAGGACUAACUUUCUAAAAUUCCACACCUGGAGUGACCUCUAGUCGCUCAGCAUCCACUUUAUGUCUCCAAAUUGUGUAGGACUGUGUAAUCUUUUGAUUAGUUUCUAAGAAAACACAAUGAAGCAUUUCACUUUUUUAUCCAAAGCCAUUUAAUAAAAUAUGCAGUUGGUCAGCCCAGCCCAAUGCAAAGUUCAUUUCUUAUCUGCCACCAGUAUGCACCAUUGGUUCCCUCCAUUCUUUGGGCCAGCUUCUCAGGUGGCUUUGGGCUUCAUCAUGUCAUAGCUUAGCCAGUAUUCAGUCUUAUUCCCCCAAAUUAAUAAAAUGCUUUUCUCCAGGAUUUUGGUGAGGGGUUGGCUGUGUCUGUGGUUUUGCUAAUCCAUCUCCCAGAUUUCAAAGAACUACCAGUUUUGCCAUAACUCAGAUCUUAAGAUCUAUUUCUGCUAUUCAGUUUCUCAAACUGAGGCUCAUUAAAAAAAUGUAUGAUGUUAUUUGUUUUAUUAUAGCAAUUAUUCCUAAUUAAAGCAGUAUUUAAUGCAAUUUCCAAUUAUUUCCUUUGGAGAAUUUUAUGUUAUUAUUGUAUUACCUUGAAUUUUGGGAAGAUGUGGUAUGUGUUGCUUGUUCAUUACAAAAAUAAGUAAGCACAAUAAAGUGGAUGCUAAACCAUCAAACACAUAAAUGUCCCUGCUGUGUCCCUGAAUGUGUAAUAAGCAAGUAUAAUAAAUAUUUUAAUUAUAGUUUUGUUAUAAAUAUAACUUAUGAGAAAAAAUUUGAUAGGACUAAUACUGUAUAUUACUAAUUUUUAACUGUCCCUCCUGGAAAACCUUAUAACUCACAGAAUUUCCUCCUAUACAGUAUUCAGUACACAGAAAUCUUAUGAUUGGGUUAAGUACAGUAAGUUAAUUUAUUUCUAAGUAAAACUCCAGUCUGAGUCAAUAUUUCUAGCUCUCCUUCUGGCUGUUCGUUCUUAGUAUCAGGGCUUCUUGCACCUUUUACUCACCUUAGGGGUUUGAGAGCGCUGUAUUCCGGAGAAAGUUAAGAAAUACAUUGGAGAAGUGAAACAGUUAAGAGUUUUACUUUGAGAUAUUGUAGGUGCUAAUAUUGGAUUUACUCUUUCAGAUUUAAUUUCUUUUAUGGGUCUGUUAGUUACUCAACAAAUCCCAUAGGUUUGUGUAAUAUUGUGUAAUUGUGUAAAAACUCUUUUGUUACUUUACAGCCUGUAAUAGUGUGUCUGUCUGCCUUUUAAACCCGUUGCAAUAACUUUCCUGAAAUAUUAACACAUUAGUAAAACUUUUCUUAAACAAA
This is a messenger RNA of Propithecus coquereli (Coquerel's sifaka), 2119 nucleotides long. It is a transcript of the gene GOLGA7, whose product is annotated as golgin A7. Gene Ontology annotation, cellular component: Golgi stack; palmitoyltransferase complex. The record is from RefSeq and is a predicted model, not a curated record. Gene Ontology annotation, biological process: protein targeting to membrane; Golgi to plasma membrane protein transport; peptidyl-L-cysteine S-palmitoylation. Bases 217 to 669 code for a protein of 150 amino acids. Lineage: Eukaryota; Metazoa; Chordata; Mammalia; Primates; Indriidae. The transcript has 5 exons.